AUAUACUCUUGUUCUCUUGUUUAAUAAGUUAAAACUAUAGAACAAAUGUAAACCACACUAGACUAAUUGUGACGAACUCGAUUAAAGGUUCUAGAGUGGGAAAGAAGUUGUCUUAUUUAAAAGUUGUUGUCUUAUUUAGUACAAAAAAGGUUGCAAAUUGUGCAUGUAAUCGUGGCCCAUUAAGAAGGAAAUCAUAGUGGGGAUAGAGUAACGUCCAAUCCAAGCUAUAUUUAAUAUUUAAUUCACAUUUUUGCCCAAAUGUGGAAAUGAUGAAUCCAUUCAUUCACUUUUUAAUUAAUUAAGUAAUUAAAUACUUUAACAUGCAGUUGUUAUGAUCCCACCCAUAAGUGCACAUGAUACCGUGACUUUUCCUGUCAUUUUAAUUCCAAUGUAGUUAGUAUUCACGAGGUUGGCAAUUUUUUAUUUAUCAUAAUUUGAGUUGUAACUAAUAUCUCUUGCAAUUAGGUCAUUUUUUUUUAUAAUUUUAAUGAAAGAACUAUCAGCCAACCACACAAGUAUAGCGUGUAAACCUAUAUUUUUGUAUAAUAGUUUAUGAAAGACAUAAACCACUUGUUCCAAUCGUUAAUGCCAAUUUCUUACAUUUAUAUCAUAAUUCGAAUGUAUAUGAUAUUUAAUAUUUGAUCCGAUUUUUAUUCUUGAAAAUAAUUUCAAAAUCAUGAAAACUACACUUAUAAUAUCAAAUUUGUUAUGUAUUCUAUAUUAUAAGGCGAACAAAAAACCAUAAAAUUCCCGAUUCCACGUGUUUUGAUUCGAAAACUUUCAAUUUUGGAAGAUUUUUAAAAUUUUCAAAUUCCAUUUUUUUUCUUCUGAAUUUUAGUUUUACACAAAAUCGAAAUUAGCUUUCGCUUCAAAAACAAUCUGAUUCGUUUUAUUUACAUCCGCGCAUAAACAAAUACUCUAUCUAUGGAAAUUCUUUUAUUUUUAUGAAGUUAGGGGCAAACAAAUUAUUCCUCAAACAACACAACACAUGACAAAAAAAGAACCAUAAACCUACUCUCUGACACCAUAUAUAAACAAAUCUCCAACCUUAAUUCUCUUCAAAAAACCAAACCUCAAAUUCAAAAAAAUAAAAAUAAAAAAUAAAAAAUAUUUCAAAUGGCAAACCAUUCAAGAAAAUCACUUCUCCUCCUAGUAUUCUUUCAUACAAUUCUCCUGCUAAAAUCACAGGGCUGUCACCACACAGACAAACAAGCCCUACUCCACUUGAAGAAAUCCAUCACCGCCGACCCGUCAAACCUCCUUCAAACAUGGACCCCACAAACAGACUGCUGCACACAAUGGGAAGGCAUUUCCUGCGACCCGAUCUCCAACCGGGUCACAAACCUAACCCGACCCGGCCUCUUCUCCACCGACGAUUCACCAGUCGACACGUCACUCUCCGGCACCAUCUCCCCCUUCAUCGGAAACCUCUCUUCCCUCCAAAUCCUCGAUCUCAGCAACCUCAAAUACCUAACCGGCCAAAUUCCACCGGAAUUAGGCAAACUAUCGAAACUGAAUCAUCUCUUCCUCGAUUCGAACGAUCUCAGCGGUUCAAUCCCCGUCGAAUUCAACGGCCUGGAUCAACUCGUCAGCUUCUACAUCAACAACAACCGUCUCUCCGGCGAAGUCCCGCAGAACCUCUUCGCUAAUUUCACUUCACUCCUAAAGCUCGGAUUUUCCGGAAACCGCUUUUCCGGCGCAAUUCCGCCGUCGAUUAUCAAGGCGGUUUCGCUCAGAAGCCUCGAUCUCCAUGGAAACAGCUUCUCCGGUUCCAUACCGAAAAAAAUCGGCGAGCUCAAAAACCUAAUUUACUUCGAUCUCUCUGAAAAUCAAUUAACCGGCAAAAUACCGGAGUCGAUAACCGCCCUAUCGAAGGUGGUGGAGAUUUAUCUCAAUGGCAACGGUUUGAUCGGAAAAAUACCUUCUUCGAUCGACGGACUGAAUUCGUUGCAAUUCGCUCGAUUCUCGGAGAAUAAGCUGACAGGGAAUAUUCCGGCUUCGAUAGGCAAACUUACGAAUAUUCGAAGCUUGGUUUUCGAAAAUAAUAGACUGAGUGGGAAAAUACCUGCAAGUAUAGGGCAUCUUAUCACUCUCAAUGAUAUAUACUUCUCUAAUAAUCUUUUCACAGGUAAAAUCCCACCGAGUUUAGGGAACUUGAAGAAUUUGCAGACGUUGGAUUUAUCGAGGAAUCGUUUUUUCGGACCGAUUCCGCCUCAGCUUGUGAAGCUACAUAUGCUGCAAGAUUUCGACAUGUCGUACAAUCCUCUUUCACUAAGGAAAAUACCUAGUUGGUUUCAAAAAUUGAGUCUUUUUCGACUUUUGCUAGCGAAUACUGGGCUUGAAGGGGAGAUGCCCGAUUGGCUGGCUUCUUCGUCUGUAUCAACUCUUGACUUAUCGAGCAAUUCGCUUAAAGGGAAUAUUCCAUCUUGGAUUGGGAAUAUGACGAAUCUUUCAUCGCUGAAUCUGUCGAACAACGGAUUUAGUUCUCCGAUCCCUGUUGAAUUCAAGAAUCUUGUGCUGUUGACGGAUGUUGAUCUUCAUUCAAACAGGCUUUAUGGAAGCUUGAAACCGAUAUACACGAAGAGCUGCGAGUUCGCACGUGGUCAUUACAGCAACAUCGAUCUUUCGUACAAUCUUUUCGGUGGACAUGUUGAUGAGGGAAUUGGAGAUGAACCUGUCAUGGAAUUUCUUCAAUCUCUGAUUCUGUCACACAAUCCGUUGACGGGUUCUGUACCGAAGUCUUUAGGGAAAUUGAGUUAUUUGGAGGUGGUGGAAUUAGUCGGAAACGGGAUUUCGGGGGAGAUACCGAUGGAGCUUGGCAAUGCUAAGGCAUUGAAAACCUUGUUGCUGUCUGAAAACAGUUUGAGUGGAGGGAUUCCUAAAGAAGUGUUGAAUCUUGAAUAUCUUGAGAAUUUCGAUGUUUCUGAUAAUCGGUUGAGCGGGAAGAUUCCGGUACACAAACGGGUUAUUCCGGUGAAGGCGUUUGCUGGGAAUGCUGGAUUGUGUGGAGAUCCACUUCCUCCAUGCAAGCAUUGAUGAUAGGGAAAGGAGAUUGGAAGUUUCUUUUGUUACCAACUUCUUUUGGUUCCUUUCUUCGUGUUGUUCGAUAAUGCAAAUGCAACGAUGUUCCACAGUAAUACAAGAAGAUCAAGAAUCAUAGUUAAACUGCCAUGAGUGAAAAUAUUGCUACUUCACUUAUAUAGUUAUAAUAUAUGAAUAAGUCUCAAGUUUCGCACAUUAGGUAUUUGGUACUGGAUUGAAGAGCCAUUAUUAAGCAGUUAUUUAGAGGCAUUUCAUCAAGUGCAUUUUCGUCUGAGAAAGCUCAAAUUUAGUAUAAUUAUAAAAAAAUAGCAUGGUUUCCCCAA
Erythranthe guttata (spotted monkey flower) is the source of this 3365-nucleotide messenger RNA. RefSeq lists its product as uncharacterized. Lineage: Eukaryota; Viridiplantae; Streptophyta; Magnoliopsida; Lamiales; Phrymaceae. The record is from RefSeq and is a predicted model, not a curated record. Gene Ontology annotation, molecular function: protein binding.